UAAGUAGACCCUGCAAAGCAAUCACCUCAUUAAAGGAGGAAAUGUGGCGGCUAAAGAUCGCAGAGGGAAGCGGUAGCCCAUACUUAUUCAGUACAAACAACUUCACAGGAAGGCAAACAUGGGAAUAUGAGAGUGAGAGUGGCAGUCCUGAAGAGCGAGCCCAGGUUGAGGAAGCUCGCCUUCACUUCUAUCAGAACCGCUUUCAAGUCAAGUGCUGUUCCAAUCUCCUUUGGCAAUUUCAGGCUCUAAGACAGAAUAAUUUCAGACAAACGAUACCAAGAGUUACGAUAGAAAAUGGUGAGCAAAUGACGUAUGAGAAGACGACAACAGCGAUAAGGAGGUCUGCCCACUUCUUAUCAGCUCUGCAAGCUAGCGACGGUCAUUGGCCUGCUGAAAAUGCGGGCGUACUUUAUUUUACCCCGCCCUUUGUGUUCUGUCUGUACAUUACUGGCCAUCUGAACACUUAUUUCCAUGCCGAGUAUCGCAGAGAAAUCCUACGCUACUUGUACAAUCAUCAGAAUGAAGAUGGCGGGUGGGGAAUAGACAUAGAGAGUCACAGUUGCAUGUUCUGCACAGUGCUGAGUUACAUUUGUAUGCGAAUGUUAGGGGAAGGACCUAAUGGUGGUCUCGACAAUGCCUGUGCCAGAGCUCGAAACUGGAUCCUCGACCAUGGUGGUGCCACCUAUAUUUCCUCCUGGGGAAAGACUUGGCUUGCGAUUCUUGGUCUAUAUGACUGGUCAGGAUGCAACCCUAUGCCUCCGGAGUUCUGGAUUUUCCCUUCUUUUUUUCCUAUACAUCCAGCAAAAAUGUGGUGCUACUGUCGGAUGGUUUACAUGCCCAUGUCAUAUUUAUACGGGAAAAGAUUUGUUGGGGCAAUCACUCCUCUGAUUCUGCAACUGAGAGAGGAAAUCUUCCGUCAGCCUUAUGAUAAGAUAGAGUGGAGGAGUGUGCGUGAUCUGUGUGCCAAAGAGGAUCUGUAUUAUCCCCAUUCCAGGAUUCAAAAUUUUAUGUGGGAUAGUCUGUACAUAAUGUCAGAGCCGCUUCUAACACGCUGGCCUUUCAGCAAGUUAAUCAGAGAAAAGGCUCUUCAGGCAACCAUGAAUCACAUCCACUAUGAAGAUGAAAACAGUAGGUACAUUACCAUCGGAUGUGUAGAGAAGGCCUUAUGCAUGCUUGCCUGCUGGGUGGAAGAUCCAGAUGGUAUUUGUUUCAAAAAGCAUAUUGCCAGGGUUCCUGAUUACUUGUGGCUUGCUGAGGAUGGGUUGAAAGUUUCGGGCUUCGGCAGUCAGUCCUGGGAUGCUAAUUUUACCUUCCAAGCCUUGUUUCUCAGUGACCUUGCCGAUGAGCUCUCGCCUGCAUUAGCCAAAGCAUAUGAUUUCAUUAAGAAAACCCAGAUCCAGGACAAUCCAGCAGGGGACUUCAAGGGGAUGUUUCGUCACAUUUCUAAAGGAGCAUGGCCAUUCUCGGAUCAAGAUCAUGGCUGGCAAGUCUCUGAUUGCACUGCGGAAGGCUUGAAGUGUCUUCUGUAUGCGUCGGAAUUGCCUACUGAAAUCAUUGGUGAGAAAGCAGAGCCUGAACGCUUAUACGAUGCCGUCAACGUUAUACUUUCCCUGCAGAGUAAAAACGGUGGUUUACCACCCUGGGAGCCGGUAAGAGGUGCAAUGUGGUUAGAGAAACUCAAUCCUGUGGAAUUUCUGGAGAACAUUGUGAUAGAGCACGAGUACGUAGAAUGCACAUCAUCUGCAAUCGACGCAUUAGCAAUGUUUAAGAAGAUGCACCCAUGUCAUAGGACUAAAGAAAUUGAAAAGUCCAUUGCUAAUGCUGUUGGAUAUCUCCAAGAUAUUCAAACGGCUGACGGUUCUUGGUAUGGAAAUUGGGGGAUUUGCUUCAUUUAUGGCACUUGGUUUGCACUUGUAGGGCUAUCUGCAGCUGGAAAAACUUACCAUCAAUGCCCAGCUAUGCGUAGAGGAGUUGAAUUUCUACUCAAAAAUCAGAGCCCUGACGGUGGGUGGGGAGAAAGCUAUCUUUCUUGCCCUAAUAAGAUAUACACAGCCCUGGAAGGACGGAGGUCGAAUUUGGUGCAGACAGCCUGGGCUAUGCUGGGUUUAAUGAGUGGAGGGCAGAUGGAGAGAGACCCAACUCCUCUUCACAGUGGUGCAAAGCUGUUGAUCAAUUCACAAUUGGAGGAUGGUAGCUUCCCACAGCAGGAAAUAUUGGGAGCUUUCAAGAAUAACAACAUGUUACACUAUCCCAUAUACAAGGACUGUUUCCCGUUGUGGGCUCUGGCAGAGUACCGCAAAAGGCUGCUCAUUCCCCUCCAACGACAACGACAACGACAACGACAUUAGCAUUUAAAAUGUCAUUUGGAAUUUUUACUUUUAUCAACAACAUUUCCGAUCCCUAAUAAAUAAUAAAUGCUUAUAUUGUCGUUUAA
Molecule: messenger RNA, 2434 nt
Organism: Jatropha curcas
Lineage: Eukaryota; Viridiplantae; Streptophyta; Magnoliopsida; Malpighiales; Euphorbiaceae
Product: beta-amyrin synthase
Biological process (GO): triterpenoid biosynthetic process
Cellular component (GO): lipid droplet
Molecular function (GO): beta-amyrin synthase activity
Source: RefSeq, a predicted model, not a curated record